AUGCUUAAAUCUACCUACACUCCACCUCCUCCACUGCCUCCGGGGUGGACGGAACACAAAGCUCCUUCAGGACAUACCUAUUACUAUAAUGCGCAAACGAAGCAAUCAACCUACACGAGACCUCAACCCCUCGCUGUAACAUCUCAACAUGCCCCGCCAGCUCCAGCUCCAGUUCCCUCUUAUACUCCAGAAUUUCUACCACCAUUCUCUUCCACGCCAUACGGGCCUCAAGGGUAUGGCUUUGGCGACCAGUCCUUUGAUUUCUCUCAACAUGGCCAAACCCGUCAAGAAUUUCGGGGCGGAAAAGGGUAUCGCGACCGCAGAGGUCGAGGACCCGAAGAUAGACCAAAGUCCAAACACCCCAUACCGGGUUGUGAACCGUGGGUGCUUGUGAAGACAAGGCUUCGGAGAAGGUUUGUUCAUAACCCAGAAACACAAGAAAGUUUCUGGAAGAUCCCAGCCGAGGUCAUGAAAGGAGUGGUCGAGUACGAUCGUCUAGAAAGAGAAGAAAGAGAACGGAAGGAGCGCGGUGAAGAGGUUGAGGAGCCAAGAGAAGAUAUGAAGGUGAAGGCCGACGAGACUGGACCUUCCGAUGAACCGAGCCUUGCGCGAGAUCUUGCCACUACCGCAGAUGCCCCGGAAGAAAGCGACGAGUAUGAAGAGGUGGAAGUUACUGAUAGCGAGGAAGAGGAUGUCAACCCGUCUAAGCGCACCAAGACUGAGGAUAGUAUGGACAAACAGCACCCCCUAGAAUUUACGGAAGAAGAUAUCGAAUAUCAACUCGCCGCUAUGGGUGAGGAAUACGGUCUCGAUCCUGGAGAAUACGGUGAUCCAGGCCAGGAAGGCUGGGAAGAGGGCGCUGAAGGAUUGCCGCUCACGGAGGAAGAUGCCACGGCGCUCUUCCGCGAUCUUCUCGACGACUAUCGUAUCAACCCUUACUCAACGUGGGAAAAGAUUAUAGAAGAAGGCCACAUAAUAGAAGACAGUCGUUACACUGCUCUGCCCAACAUGAAAGCACGUCGUGAAGUUUGGUCUAACUGGAGUCGCGACCGGAUACAGGAGCUUAAAGAACGGAAAGAGAAGCAAGAGAAGAGGGACCCUCGCAUUCGGUACUUUGCUUUCCUUCAAGAGCAUGCAACCCCCAAACUAUACUGGCCAGAAUUCAAGCGCAAGUUCAGAAAAGAGUCCGAAAUGAAGGACUCCCAGCUAUCGGACAAGGAUCGAGAGAAGUACUACAGAGACCUAGUCUCACGAUUAAAACAGUCUGAAAGUACUAGGAAGUCGGAUUUCUCGGCAUUGCUCAAAUCGGUCCCGUUACAAGAGCUUAAUCGGUCAACAGAUCUGGAGGCACUUCCAUCGACCAUCAUCACAGACUUGAGAUACAUUGCACUGCCUUCUAAAGUGCGUGAUCCGCUGCUCGAGACUUAUAUUUCAACUCUAGCACCCCCGCCCGAGCAACACUUGACUUCGGAAGAGCUCGAGGAGCUGAGCAGGAAGAAAAUAGAGCGCGAGAAGCGCGAAAAGGCUUUGGCUGAACGCGAAAAACGAGUGCAGGAAGAGAAACGGAAGCAGCAUAGCAAUCUCAUUCGCGGAAAACAUCUUCUGAGAGAGGGCGAGGCAGAGAUUGAGGAGGCGAUGAGAGUUAAAAAGGAAGGGCUUCGAAGCUACCUAGAAGCCGAAGAGCAAAUCUCGACUCACUCACCGCAAGAGAAAAGCUCUGACGCUACUUGA
Messenger RNA from Aspergillus clavatus NRRL 1, 1731 nucleotides. Its product is annotated as FF domain protein. Gene Ontology annotation, cellular component: nucleus. The transcript is spliced from 2 exons. Lineage: Eukaryota; Fungi; Ascomycota; Eurotiomycetes; Eurotiales; Aspergillaceae. The record is from RefSeq and is a predicted model, not a curated record. The coding region runs from base 1 to 1731 and encodes 576 amino acids. Gene Ontology annotation, molecular function: RNA polymerase binding; transcription coregulator activity.